Paramacrobiotus metropolitanus is the source of this 909-nucleotide messenger RNA. RefSeq lists its product as uncharacterized. The record is from RefSeq and is a predicted model, not a curated record. Lineage: Eukaryota; Metazoa; Tardigrada; Eutardigrada; Parachela; Macrobiotidae. The transcript has 2 exons. Bases 1 to 909 code for a protein of 302 amino acids.
AUGCUAAUUAUUCGGUUUUAUCUCGAGUUAACCCGCUAUCCCGAUCCCCGAUUAACUGUGCCAAAAAGUUCUAAUUUUAUGCGAAAUAUUCUGCCUAAUUUGGAUGACGAAAGGUUUAGACAGGAGUUUCGUAUGUCACAGUCAACAUUUGAGAUCGUACUCGGUAAAAUUGCCAACCACCAAAUUUUUGUGAGUAAUAACCCAAAACCCCAGUCAUCUGUCAGCGACCAGCUAACAAUUGCCCUUUACCGGUUUGGGAAUUCUGGAAACGCUGCAUCUAUUGGCAAAACUGCCCGUCGCUUCGGAUUGUCAGAAGGUACAGUGGAAUUGUUCACUCGCAGGGUGAUUGCCGCAUUGUUGUCGCUGGAGGAUGAAGUUAUUCGGUGGCCUUCACCCGAAGAAAAACUUGCAAUAAAAACCAAAAUCCGGUCAGAAUAUCAUUUCCCCAAUUGUAUUGGGUUUGUCGACGGCACAGAUAUCGUGCUUGAAUAUCGGCCAGGUCUUAACGGAGUAGAUUAUUUCAACCGGAAACGACGUUAUGCUAUUGCUGCAAUGAUCGUGUGUGAUGCUGACCGGCGCAUUCUGUUUGCGUCUUGUGGAUAUCCCGGCUCAGUGCAUGAUGCACGUGUUUUUAAAAACUCGCCAUUGGAGACUAAUUCUUCGCAGUAUUUUAAUGGAGAUGAGUACAUACUUGGAGAUAGCGCUUAUUCCUGCACUACUACUGUCAUCCCGCCUUUCCGGAAAAACCAGAUACCAACGCAAAAUUCGGAUGCAUUUAAUCCCGAUUGGAAUGAAGACGACAACGAUGGCGACAACGAAGAGGACGCUGGUCCAGUACAGCACAACGAAGACGGACAACAUAAACGUGCACGUAUUAUGCAGUAUGUGUUAACUAGUAUACGUGAGUGA